ACGGCGGAUGCUGUUCAUCGUCUCCGACAAAUACAAUCACAAGAUGGUAAAUUGAUUAAAAUCUCAGUCGUUGCAAAAGGGUGUGCAGGUGGUGCGUAUCGUCUCGACUACCUGACGCCACCUGCUGGGAAAUUCGAUGAAGUGGUUGAACAGGAUGGUGUCACGGUCGUGGUGGAUUCACGAAGUUUGAUGAAGGUGAUUGGGAGUGUCAUGGAUUUCCAGGAAGAUGUUCUCGCAAGUCGUUUUGUGUUUGAGAAUCCCAAUGUCGUGUCGACGUGUGGGUGUGAAGAGUCUUUUGCAACG
Protomyces lactucae-debilis is the source of this 303-nucleotide messenger RNA. RefSeq lists its product as uncharacterized. NCBI's taxonomy places the organism in Eukaryota, Fungi, Ascomycota, Taphrinomycetes, Taphrinales, Protomycetaceae. Gene Ontology annotation, molecular function: 2 iron, 2 sulfur cluster binding. The transcript has a single exon. Gene Ontology annotation, biological process: iron-sulfur cluster assembly. The record is from RefSeq and is a predicted model, not a curated record. The annotation marks the transcript as partial. Gene Ontology annotation, cellular component: mitochondrion; cytoplasm.